AUCACAUCCCCCCAUCCCGACCAAACCCACUGGUCCAUCGACAACCUCCCAUCCGUCCUCUACGCUCUCCGCCCAGGAACCCAAUACAUCAAGUCCCGCGCGCGUGUUCGCGAAACACCCUACAAGAUCUUCAACAAACAUAUCCGCGACUUCCCCGUCCUCCCCUCCCGCAUCUCCUCCAAAGUCGAAGGCUGGCGUCUCGAAGCCUGGUUCCGACUUGACCGCCGUAUCGAGGCGCAGGAUAUUCUCGACCGCAUUAACCCUAGGUUCCGGGGCGAAGUGAGCUCGUUGGAGAUUGAGCUGCGCCGCGAGGAAUUCCGGAGGCUGUUCCAUGUCGCGGACUGGAAGUCGCAGGUAUCAAUUAAUGAGGUUGCGAGAGUGGUGCAUAAGAGGGGGGUGAAUUUGGGGUUGAAUACUACCCGUGGUGUUACGCCUGGUCUUGUCAAUCCGGAGAAAGGCGAGGAGGGUGGUAGGAUUCCGGUUCCG
Molecule: messenger RNA, 486 nt
Organism: Aspergillus ruber CBS 135680
Lineage: Eukaryota; Fungi; Ascomycota; Eurotiomycetes; Eurotiales; Aspergillaceae
Exons: 1
Source: RefSeq, a predicted model, not a curated record